This is a messenger RNA of Manduca sexta (tobacco hornworm), 656 nucleotides long. RefSeq names its product circumsporozoite protein-like. The record is from RefSeq and is a predicted model, not a curated record. NCBI's taxonomy places the organism in Eukaryota, Metazoa, Arthropoda, Insecta, Lepidoptera, Sphingidae. The transcript is spliced from 3 exons. Bases 31 to 549 code for a protein of 172 amino acids.
GUGCAUACUUUUGUAAAUUUCAAAUAGUGCAUGUGUAUAAAAGAUGCUGCAAGUCGAGGGAUCAUUCAAGUCAUCGACGAGAAAACAAUCAACAUGAACUGUCUGCCAUUCCUGUUCGCGCUGGUAGCUCUCAGCCAAGCCGCACCUGAACCAUUACUCGGUUUACUUGGCUUGGAUCUUGAUAUUCCAAUUCUAAAUACACGUCUUAGCAUAGGCGGUAGUAAAAGAGCACAAGGCAAUGCCAACGCUGUCGGAAAUGUAGCUGGUGCAGUACAACAGCAAGCCAAUGCCGCUGGCAACGCUGCCGGAAAUGCAGCUGGUGCAGUACAAGAACAAGCCAAUGCCGCUGGCAACGCUGCCGGAAAUGCAGCUGGUGCAGUACAACAGCAAGCCAAUGCCGCUGGCAACGCUGCCGGAAAUGCAGCUGGUGCAGUACAAAAUAACGCCAAUGCCGCCAUACCCCAAGGUGCUCAGGUUGACGCUCAAGCCAAUGUGCCCGCUGCUGCCGGUGCUAAUGCCGGAGGCGCCGUUGGUAACGUCAGCCAGUAAAGCAUAGACGUUUCUUUAUAACCUUUGAAUUUCAAAGCACGGUUCAUGUUUUUUGAAUUAUCUCAAAUUUGAAUAAAUUUCUUCAAAAUAUAAUUCAGUUCCAUCCA